CGAUAUUCAAUGUAAAAAAAAUAUGGAAAAGGAGAAAAUGAAUGGCACGACGAAGGUGGUUAAAGAGGAGGUGAAUGUAGAUGUGAUUACUUUUAAUGAUCAACAUGAGGAUGCUAUAGAGGUUCGUAAUGAAAAAGAAAUUGUAUGUGACUCCAAUAUCAAGAUGUCACUACCUUUAAAGACAAUACUCAGAUUUGUUGAAAAGGUAAUGGACAAAGAUUCAGGGAUUCGUUACCAACUACCAUUCUCGUUAUUUGGUAUCGGUAGGAAGACAUUUGUUCUUCGAGAAGAUAUUAUUGAUUUUUGUAACAUGCGAGAAGUCAACACUUUGACAUGGCGUAAGUACUCAUUCAUCCACUCUAAUCUUUUUGUAUAAAUACUCGUUUAUUCAUUUUUCUAUCUUUCUUAGGUAUUUGCAUUCGUAAGAUGAACUUUCAAAUUACAUCUUCGUUGACCUGUCCCUUAUAUCUGUUGAACACAAUACAAAAGAAGUUAGAGCUCGCAAUCUUUGCAAUAGAUUAAUGGCUUCAAAACCAAACGAACUUGUUCUGCUUCCAUUCAAUCCA
Molecule: messenger RNA, 566 nt
Organism: Cucumis melo (muskmelon)
Lineage: Eukaryota; Viridiplantae; Streptophyta; Magnoliopsida; Cucurbitales; Cucurbitaceae
Exons: 2
Coding region: 23-376 (117 amino acids)
Source: RefSeq, a predicted model, not a curated record